Messenger RNA from Stylonychia lemnae, 723 nucleotides. NCBI's taxonomy places the organism in Eukaryota, Ciliophora, Spirotrichea, Sporadotrichida, Oxytrichidae. The record is from the annotation of a GenBank genome assembly.
AUGUUUAAAUUACUUUAAUCUUAGCUAAGGCCAGCUUUCUUUACAAAGACAUUUGCCUAAACUCAAAUAAAUACAAUAGCAGCAACCUAAUAAGCCCUUUUCAGUGAAUAUUUCAGACAGCUAGAUAAGUAGAGUAUUGAUAAAAUGGAUAGAAACAUGACAGAGAACAAACACUACAGGAGAAUUAUGAAUUAAUGGCAAAAACCACUAGAAAGAAAAUAGAUAAAAAAACAGAAGAAGCUACUUAAUCCAGUAGUUCCCAAUGAAGAAGAUCCAGUAUCAACUUUGUACGUUCAUAACGAAGAAGAGGGAGUAUAGCUCCCCCCAAAUCCAACUAAGAUCUUUGCAAUUGUGAGAAUAAAGGGUUUACAAUAUAAAGUGACAAAAGAUGAUAGAUUAAUGAGUGAGAAGCUAGAUUUUGAGGUAGGACAAUAAAUCGAGUUAGAUGAGGUCCUAUUAAUUGGCACUCAAGAUUAUACUUGCAUUGGAAGACCGACAGUGUCGAAAGCAAAAGUUAUUGCAACAGUUGAGGAACAAUCAUACACUGAUAAAACUUUAAUCUUUAAGAAAAGAAGAAGAAAGGAUUCACAAAGACAUAUGGGUUACAGACAUCAAGUGACUAUGCUUAAAAUUGACCGAGUUGUGCACGAAGUUGAUGAGCAAUCUAUUCAUGAAAAUGAAGUCAAUAUUCUUGAUAGUAAACCAACUGUUAGUCUUAUAUGA